GCGGAGUAAUCAGCUGUUAAUUGCAAUGCCAACGAGUAGUUAUAAAUUGUUUCGUUUUAGUCAGUAGGACGCAAUUUUAAUAUUAUUUUGUUUUUCUUUGUUGCUUAGAUAAGUGUUACCUUUUAAAUUAAUGGUAUGAAGAGAAUUAAGGAAUGGCGCGAUGUCCCAUGUCAUCUGUCAGAUGUAUUCAUUCAUCCAUUGUAGUGCAGAAAAAAUGUGACUAGUUUGAUAGAAUUCUGUUUUAUCAUAUAAGUGCGACACGAACACCGCGUACGAUGACUUUAUAGUCUCCAAUAGUGUAACAGACUUACCGGUUAUUGGAUCAUAUACUUAUAAGAUAGCAGCUGCACGUACCACAGUUGAUUUCCAGGGCCUAACAAUUCCCUCUACAAAGAAGCCGUGCGGCGUCGUCGGUGUGUAAUAUUUUGUUGGACGCUGAAGUUGCGUGAACUUUGAUGUUAUUUUAAGUGUUGUCAUAAGGUGUUUAAAACCGUGAAAAUUGUAAAGAAAAAAAGAUGUCGGGUCGUGUUCGGAAACAAUCGGACUGUCCAGUCAGCAAGCAGGGGCCGAUGAGAGCGACCCUGCCUGUUUCUUCAGUGAUGAAACAGAGUGGUGGAUUUAAGAAAAAUUCUGGUAAUAGCCCAACUCUGUCACCUACAAAUGUUUGGCGUCGAAUAUCACCUGACCAUGCACUUUCUGGUCAACGCAGCCCUGGUGCUGUCAACUAUAAAGGUAAAGGAAGGUUUGGUGCAAGUGUAAUCAGGCGCACAGCAUCCCUUGAUACUCUCUAUCACAAAGGACAAUGGUCUAGAGACUAUUAUCUGCAUGCUGGUCAACUACAAGUUGAUAAAUCAACUCAAACUGAUGAAGGUGGUGGAGCAUCUGGCCGUUCAUCACGAGGUUCGGAGGAUGAUAAACUGGAUCGCUUCCUGCGCAGUCGCCUCCAGAGACCUCACAAGGCUUCUGCAUCUGGAGACUUCUCUGGCAAUACAAUGAGCCCUGGAUUUUGGUCUCGGUUUGGAACCGGCGGUGUACCGCUUAGGGCAGCUCGUUCGUCAGUUGAGGGACUAAAUCAAGAGAUCGAACGGAUUGUUCUAUGCCCGGCCAGUGGCACUCAGACUCCACAUCUUGAUCGGCUACGAGAUAAGGUGACACCGGAGGGCCAUCGAGCCCCACUCGCGGAAUUACUACGACGCUCCGUAAAUACACAGACCCCACAUGAUCUCUGUCACACGGCCCAUUCCUCAGAUCCUCCAUCGCGAGGGUCACUCUCCAGUGCGGGCUCCGCAGAGCUACUGGCAGCAGGUGGCAGUGUUUGUUCAUCUCCUGAUCUAGAUGGAUCAAAACUCGGCACUUCUCCGCAGAUAAAUCGUUUCUUGGCUCGUGAACCUCCCGAUGGUUGUGAGAAGGUGAAUCUGAAGGCCGGUGAGGGCGCGUACACGGAGGCGAUGAUGAUGAAGCCGAGCGUGGCGGGAUUCACGCUGCGGCCCUCGCUCGGCUCCGCCUUCCAGCCGCUGCAGCCCGCCCCCACCACACCCUCGCCACCCCCCGCCGCCUCCUCCGCCUCCUCCGCCUCGCCCACACACUGACUCCAUACACACAAGCCGCACAGGUAUUUGUAAUAUGAAUAAAAUGCUAAUAUAUUAACUAUCAUUGUCUGUGAGAGCCCUAACGCCCACACAAAAACGCCUGUACCUAACAACUACCAAACAGUUUCCAAAUGUAAAGCAGUCUGCAGACGAUAUAUGAAAUAUUGGAGGUAUAAAAUCGUAUUGUUAUUAUUUGGAAGUUCUUAAUUAUUUAAAAGGGCUCUUUAUUCAAUGACUUUUAGAUUGGUUAUGUAUUAAUGUCAUGCAUACUUAUGAGUUUUGUGCGACAAUUAAAUAAAAGCUCAAAUAAGAUAAAAUUUUAUUAGCAUUUUAAUCAGAUUAUAUCUAUUCAAUACAGUUUGGAGUAUAUGCUGAUGUGACACUACAUAUAACAGUGUUGCUAGUUAAAUAUUAAUUUGACUGGCAACACUGUCAGUAUUUUAUAGUCUAACGUCUUAAUCUUGAUACUUUACAUUUGUAAUUUUUUAAUAAAAUGUUGCUGAUAUGAGAAUUAUUUUAUACAUGAUGAUCGAAAUGUUUUUACAAUCUUUUGUGCAAAGUUGAUCAAGAUUAGGAUGUCGUUGUACUUGACUCGGUAUGUCAAUUUUCCUUAUUUCUAUUGAGUAGUUUUAUUUUAUUUAAAUAAUAAAUAUAUGGGAGAUUAAAAACAAUAUGAAGAGAACAGAAAAGAAUUAGGCAUAUCAAAUAUCUUACUGACAUAUUCAAUUAGAUACAUCAAUUAUUUGUUUAAAUAUACUUUCAAAAAGUUUAACAUAAUAAAAAUGUUUUUAAACUUUAGUUCUUCAUUUAGCAACUACGUAGAAACAAUGUAAAAUACCCGCCAAGACUAAACUCUGAAGUUAGUAAUAAUCUGCAGCAACUCAAAACAUGAACAUAUAAUCCAUCUCUCUCACACCUUAAGUUCCUGUGUAUAUUUGUCUCGCUCAUUCUUUGUCAACGCGCGUAAUUCUAACGGUGAGCGCCUUUGUAAGACCUGUUACAAGAAUAUUGUCCCUUUCAUUCUCCUUGAAAAAAAUAGAGAUAGCAAUAAUGGUUUAUACAUUUGACAAUUUAAAUUCAUGAUAACUUCAGAGACUCAAAGAAAUAUGGUAGGUAUAUAAGUAGUGUGUCGUCUACAAAUUUGCUUAUGCUUUUUUUUAAUAUAAAAAAUUGGUACAUACUCAAUAGAAGUAAUGGAAUACAAUAAAAAAACCUGACAAUUGCAGUGCUAAUGUUUCAUAUACAUCCACAUCAAAGUCUGAUUAGAAAUUUUUAAAGUAAAAUGUAUAGUAUUUUUAUGGCUUGUGCAUUUAAAAUUGUGAAGUUAUUUUAUU
Messenger RNA from Papilio xuthus (Asian swallowtail), 2923 nucleotides. Its product is annotated as glucocorticoid-induced transcript 1 protein. The record is from RefSeq and is a predicted model, not a curated record. The transcript has 8 exons. Lineage: Eukaryota; Metazoa; Arthropoda; Insecta; Lepidoptera; Papilionidae. Bases 516 to 1589 code for a protein of 357 amino acids.